Galleria mellonella (greater wax moth) is the source of this 3361-nucleotide messenger RNA. RefSeq lists its product as uncharacterized. Lineage: Eukaryota; Metazoa; Arthropoda; Insecta; Lepidoptera; Pyralidae. Bases 269 to 1171 code for a protein of 300 amino acids. The transcript has a single exon. The record is from RefSeq and is a predicted model, not a curated record.
GUUAAAAAAUGAGUCUACAUUUAAUUGUUUCUCUUUGGUUUUAAUUUUUUUCGUACAUUUAUAAAUUUUGCUAUGAAGUUUGGACUUUGAAAUUUGUCAAUUUAUUCACAAUUAUAUAUCAAUGUAUAUAAUACAUUUAAAUGGCUCUUUGUUAUAAUAUCGAAGUGUUCAGCAUUUUGUUCCAUUCUCCACAACUCGUCUAAUUAAAUGUUUUUGUUUUGUUUACUGACAUUUAUUAUAUAUUGUUAUUAAGUCUUAUUGUGAGAAAAUGAAUGUUUACAAACAAAAUUUAUCCGCCAACUCCUCAGUAGCAUCAUCACAAAUAAGCAGUUACGAAGAUACUGACACAACUAAAAUAAAAAAUUACGUCAAAGACCUAUUAAAAUCGCGAAUUUUCUUGGGUCGCUAUAUAGAACGAAGAUUGAUAGAUCAGCAUAUAGGCUAUCGUGAUGUCGUUGUAAUAAGUGCAGCUGAGACAGAGUUAAAAAGAGAUUUAUUAGAGGGAUUGCAGAAGUUACGUCAUGUUUGUAGCACCCACUGGAUUGGAAUUACAGACAGAGAAAUAUUGGGACAAGGCUUAUCAGGGAUUUGCUUGUGGACAGAAAUAGAAAAUCAACCAUUUGGACCUUUCUGGUUUCAAAUUAAAACAAUAAAAUUCAGAGAGCAAGAAGUCAUUGUUUUGCUCAAGUGUAUAAGGCAUAUAUCUGAUGCAUUUUUGGAAUUAGAGCCUAUAUUGACAGGUGCUGCAAAGAAACAAAAAGAAAUAAAUGAUAGUGCACCUGAGAACAUACCACUCAGUGAAACCUAUAAGGAGAUUAUUGCUAAUCUAAAAAAUGCUCUUUCAAUAAGUAAUGUUAAAGAGUUCUUCACAUUUCUAUUUGCAUUUAUAAUUGCAGUAUUUACUGGGAGUACAGCCUUUAUUAAUUUCCUUGGUAAUUUUGUAUUAGCAUUAAUAAGGGAAAUGUCUAUAUUAAUCAAAAAUUCCACACCAAUGUUUUUAGGUAUGUUAGAUUUUUUUAGUAAGAUUGUUGGUGGUUUUUAUAUAUUGUUAGCAAUGUUUUUCAAACCAAACAAUCCUGUUCCAAUAAAUAAAAGAUAUAUUGCCAAUGAUAGACAACAAAGACAAAACUAUUAUGAUAAUCAACAAUAUGAUGAUAGAAAUUUUGAUUAAGGGUUAAAUGAAGAUGUGUUUGUUAAUAUUUAUAAAAUAUACCAAAGUAUGUGUGAUCUAAAGUUAUCUUCAUCAAAUCUUUAUAAAUUUGGAUAAAUGGUGGUUGGUGUGUUAUUAUAUUUAUUCACUUAGAAGGUAUAUAUUUGAUAAUCUGAAAUAUGAAUUUUUUUUUACAUCUGCCAUGUAUCCUAAUAGGUGUAAGGUCCAAUAUUAUUUAAUUUGAAGUUUGUAGUUAAUAACAUUUUUGAAGACAUUCCAGAUUUACUAUUGCAUUUCUUUUUAUUAAAUUUAAUAUAUGCAAGAUUAAACACAACCACAUAGAUAAAGUAUAUACUUGUUGUCACACACCUGAUAUAAAUGAUGUUAACAAAAUUUGCAGAAUUAUUUUGAAUUUUGACUAUUAGUUUCAUUAACACUGACCAGAAACUAGAAAGGUUCAGUAAAUGAUUAAUAAAUGUUUUAUAUAUAUCAAAUAUUUGAGGAUAUUUCAUAUGCUAUUGCUUGUAUAGGUUAUUUACUGUUCAUGAUUUAUAUUUAAAGCUAGGGUGUGAGCAAAUACAACUAUGCAUUAAUUAAUUAAUAUUAUUUAUUAAUUUAAUUUAUAAUAAUUAUAUAAUAAAUAAUGAGAUUUCAAGAUACAAGUAGUCUUGUGGAGUCUGAAAAUGUGAUUUAUUUUGUACUAAGUUAACAGAGCUUGUACAUUUGUUUGUAAUGUCUAUUACAUUUUAUAUAGAAAUAUUUUUUACAGAAAUUAUAAAGCUUCUACCAUAUUUUUGAGUGAUUUUAUUUUUCUAUAGGUACAAUAAUAACUGAACUCCGUAUAUCUAAAACAAUACAUAAUAUGAGUAGUUAAAUAUAUAAAACAAACUUAAGUUAAUGUAUUGGCUAUGUCAUGCAAUUUCAAGUAAAAAAAAAAAAAGAAUUUUCUAAAAAGUAGGAUUAAAGUUUUUAAGUCCUAUUGUAUAAUUGAAGUUACAUGAGUUUCAGAAAUAGAAAAUCCAAUAAAUUUCUAGAUGACAUAUGAAGAUAACAUCAAAUUGUAAUUUGUACUUUUAAAAAACAACUAUAUAUGCAACCAAUUUGGUGUAGAAAUUUUUAUGUGAUGUUGGAUAAAACAGACGGGCAAACAAAAUUUGCAAAAAAUAUUGUUUUCAUAUCUAUUAGUCUCAUUAAGACUCAUACUGUAGCGGAGGGAGACUUAAAACAAAAGUAGUUUGCUUGGGCAUCUCAGUCCCAUUCAUGUGUCUACUGUGAAGCAGUUGUGUUUGCAUAGCUGUGUUACAGUUUGAAGGGUAUGGCAGUGAAUUUACAGGGUACAGAGGAAUAAUAUCCCGAGUUCUUAGAAAUGGCAACGCAUGGGGGGUAUCAUGGGAGAAAUAGUUAUAUCUAUGGCACUGCUCAUAUUUAUAGGCGAUGAUUACUACUUUCCAUCAGGUGCAUAAAAUGUUUUAUUUAUCCCCCAUGUACAGACAUCAUCUAGGUACAAUUGAAUUGUAAGAAAGACUCUGUUUUCCGCACUUAGCCUCUCAUUUGGGCCGUUGUGCGUGGUACAAUCGAAUUAUAUUAAUAGGAACUUGUGAAGUCAGUUUUUAUAAUUUCUUGAGGCCCAUAUUGACGCUGGCAGCGCAUAACUCAUGUUACUUAUUGAAAUUUGUAUGACACAGCAGUGUAGGCAUGUUAUUAUAGUACCUUUGCUGAACUUUCGAGAUCUGUUGAGUACACCAGUAGGCUUCCAAGAAGGUACUAAAAAUAUAGAUAUUGUAAUUAAUAUUGUUCUACUAGUACUGAUAAUAUUAAGAACACGUCAAUUAAUUAACACAGAUGUAGGCCUUGGGAAUGUCUCAAAUUCAGAAAUCGAUUUGGUUUAAUUUUUCUUGAAGUUGGAAAAUUUAAUAUUUGGAGGAGUAGGGAUUUUGUUAAAUAAUCACACAGAGAAUUUUUACAUUUAAUGCAGUUAGUGGGCAUCGGUUGAAAUAAUUAGAUCCCAAAUCAAAAUACUAAACAACCAAACCUUUGCGUUUUGACGACUGGCGAUGUCUAUUAGGGGACAACCCAAGUCCUAAUUUGGAUUUAUUGCUUUUCCUUGUAUUUCUCUUUUGGGUAAUCUGAUUAAAUUCAUUUUUCAUUUUUAUCGGCUAAAAUAUUUUAAAAUAUUAUUGUUAUUUUACAAUAAAAAAAUACAAAAUAUUA